CUUAUACUUCCAACAGUUGUUUUUCUAGUCGCAUUUUGUCAAUUUUCGUGCAGCGAUUUGUUUUUAUUAAAUCAUUUAUUUAUUGAAAAUAUCAAUCACCAACUAAGCCGCGGACCAUGCAUUUUCCUUACAUGAAAAUUGCCAUCUACGUGCUAACGUUUCUUACCUACGCAUACUCGGGAUAUGGCUCCAGUACGAUUGUGCAUCUGCGAGACGCCAUCAUCGCGGCAGAGGCAAUAUUCGGUGAUGUUUUCAAGAAUCUGGUGACGGUUGUCAGGAAGUUCCGCACAGUGCAUGAAGUAUUCGAUGCAGCGGUGGACGAGAAUUGCAUAUUUCAAUGUACAGGACCAGAUGGAAAACCAACAGAUGUACGUCCCGUCCAGAAUAAACUUUACACCCCCACAGCCGAUGGCUGUGGCUCGCUAGGUCUACGCAUCAACACCGAAUACUUGCCCGCGGUAGAAAUGGAGAACUGCUGUAAUGAGCACGAUAUUUGCUAUGACACAUGUAACAGCAACAAGGAGCUAUGUGAUUUGGAUUUCAAGCGCUGUCUUUACAAGUAUUGCGACACCAUUGAUAAAUCCGUUGGCAGUGAAUAUCUCAUAACCAGCUGUAAAGCUGCUGCCAAAGUGCUAUUCACGGGUACCUUAACGCUAGGUUGUAAAUCAUAUUUGGAUUCGCAAAAGCGUACAUGUUACUGCGCGCCGCCGAAGCAAUCGAAAGAGGAUGGGCGUGGCUACAACGGAUAUAAGAACGGAAAUGGUGAUAAGUAUUAUAAGCAGGGCAAGAAGCAGAAAUAUGGCUGGAAGGAUCCAAACGAUAUGUAGUGCUGCCGCUGAGUUAAAGCUACUGGUGCUUCCGCUUAAGUAGCUGCAUUAUGCGUUUUCUUUAGCAACUUUGUUUCUUCAUGUUAUUGUUCAACGCACACAACAUAAAUUAAUUAAAACACAUUUGCAAUAGUAUUUUGAACAUAUUGCUAAGAUGAGAGAGAUGUACAUAGUCAAAUGUAUUUUUUAGAAGUUGAAAACUUUCGAGUGAAUUUAUUUACAUAUUUGUUUAUUUACUAUUAGAACCAACGAACUUGUCCAAGGGAAGAUAUGUAUUUUAGAUUUUAUUACAAAAUAAAACUAAUUCGUAAUUACAUACUAUAUAAUAUUCUAACUUACAUUUGUAAUUAUUUAGUUAUUUAAGCUACUUCUUUCCAAUUGCGAUUUUGCAGCAGUAUAAUAGGACAACUGGUGCACUUUUACUCGGUACUCAAUAUUUGGCUUCUGACUGUCCACCAUCACUUCCAGGUACUUAAUGCUGUCAGUACGGGUAACAUAUUACUAAUAGCAAGUCCGCAACUAGCAACCAUUUGUGACCUACAAGAGAGAAUGCACAAGCUUAUCAGAAGCGAUAAGUAACACGUUUUCGGCGCAGGCAAUAACCCGACAGCAUCCACCAGGACGUCGUUGAGGACCAUGAUCCCGAGAGAAGGGUCGCAAGACAAGUAAAAAAACCAGUAGAACUUUCAAACACGCCUUACUCUUUUUCGAUGGCAAAUAUUGUAGACGAGGGCACGAAAAGGGGUAUACGGGUAUAAUUUAAUUAAGAUUACUGAGUUCUAGUUACACUGUUGACUAGAUAGAUGUCUUCUGAAUGAAUACAAAUGUUAUGAAACAUUGUAGUCAAAGAGUUAAAGAAUCAACUGUAUAAUUUACC
Rhagoletis pomonella (apple maggot) is the source of this 1704-nucleotide messenger RNA. RefSeq names its product group XIIA secretory phospholipase A2-like. Gene Ontology annotation, molecular function: calcium ion binding; A2-type glycerophospholipase activity. NCBI's taxonomy places the organism in Eukaryota, Metazoa, Arthropoda, Insecta, Diptera, Tephritidae. Bases 117 to 827 code for a protein of 236 amino acids. The transcript is spliced from 2 exons. Gene Ontology annotation, biological process: arachidonate secretion; phospholipid metabolic process; lipid catabolic process. The record is from RefSeq and is a predicted model, not a curated record. Gene Ontology annotation, cellular component: extracellular region.